Molecule: messenger RNA, 1775 nt
Organism: Cokeromyces recurvatus
Lineage: Eukaryota; Fungi; Mucoromycota; Mucoromycetes; Mucorales; Mucoraceae
Product: cyclin-domain-containing protein
Exons: 4
Coding region: 121-1731 (536 amino acids)
Biological process (GO): regulation of cyclin-dependent protein serine/threonine kinase activity
Cellular component (GO): nucleus; cyclin-dependent protein kinase holoenzyme complex
Molecular function (GO): cyclin-dependent protein serine/threonine kinase regulator activity; protein kinase binding
Source: RefSeq, a predicted model, not a curated record
GCAAGAUUACAAUCUCCACUUCAUGUUAUACGACCACAAAAGGAGCCUUUACCAAAUGCAACAGAUGCUAAACCAAAUAUUAUUUUAAGUCUUACAGAAAUAGCUGAAUUUUCAUCUACAAUGGUCUAUUUAAUGUGGCAUGCUAGAAGACAAUCUGUUAUGGAAUUACAUUCAAAUUCGAAAACAAAUACAAUGACACAUAAUAAUAAUACAAGUCUUGAACAGACUCGAGUAACUGCUGAUUUGGCAAAUAUGACAAGUUCAGCUUUUAAGAAGUAUUGUCGCCAGCUUUCAGAAUCUGUUAUUUUGUUAUCAUUAAAAUAUAUAGCCAUGCUAUUACAAAACAAUCCAAAUAUUCAAGGCGCAGAUGGAUCUGAAUAUAGACUGUUUACAGUGGCAUUAAUGUUAGCUAAUAAAUUUUUGGAUGAUAACACAUAUACAAAUAAAACUUGGUCAGAAGUAUCUGGAAUGAAAGUAACUGACUUGAAUAUUAUGGAAUUGGAAUUCUUGGAUGUUUUAAAAUUUAGAUUAUCAGUUCAAAAAGAAGAAUAUGAAAGAUGGAGAACUGCACUAUUUGGCUUUAGAAAUCAAUUAUUAAAUGUACCUAUUGAAUUACAACGACAAAAGUUAAUGGAAACAAUGGCUUUAUCAGUUAAUAAUUCUCAACAACAAUGGUAUCAAUAUAAGCAUUUCCAGCAACAGCAACAGCAGCAACAACAGCAGCAGCAACAACAGCAACAGCAACAGCAACAGCAACAGCAACAGCAACAGCAACAACAUGCGGCUGCAGUCGCUGCACAUAAUUUCUUUUUAUUUUCAAAAUCACAGCAGCAAUAUCCUAUUCAGCCUACAUAUAACGGUCCUUUAACAAGAGUUCCUUUAAGAAUUCCUACACAGCCUGUUUAUCAUAAUACUCGAACAACUCCAUCUGCUCAACCCAAUGUUUUAAUGUAUGAUAAUAAUUUAGUAAUACCAAAUGCAACAGCUACUGUGUCGACGUCAUCGGCACAAAGACAUUCAACAGGUACUGCUGCUAUUACUAACACUACAAAUCGAAGAAUUACAACUACAAAUGAUACUGGAUAUCCUCGUAUGAUGACUAAUUCAUCUAACCCAUCUUCCCGAAUAAAUACUCCUUCUCAAAUUUAUACUAAUCAACAACAAAAUGUUCCUUCGUUUACAGCUCCAAUAUAUACUUCAACACAUGAUAAUCCUGCUACUCGAAUAGCAAAUCAUCAUACUUCUACUUUACCUCAGACUGGUGAAUUGGAUUUACCAUUGAAACCUAAUAAGGUCUCUAACAGUAGCUCAUAUUACUAUACGCCUUCCGCAACACCAACUAAUGUCAAUGGUUAUUCAAAUACAACGAGUUAUUACGUUGAUAACAAUAACAAUAAUAAUAAUCUACCUACAACUAUUCCAGUACCUUCGCCUACAGAUUAUAAUCCUUAUAGUAAAACCAAUUCAAGCCCAAUGAAUGCGGUAGAUAUUUAUAAUAACAGUAAUAAUAUGAGGCCAAUGGUGCCAAGAUCAGCAUCGUAUAAGCAGCAACAGCAACAGCAACAGCAACAGCAGCAAUUACCAACAUCUGCUAAUUAUAUUCAUCAACAAGAUAUAUAUUCACAACAGCCACUUCUUCAACUUACACCUACAAACAAUAGCAGUGGUCCAACAUUGGAAGAUCCUUUAACAGCAGCAGAAUCUUAUCGAACUCAUCAUCAUUAUCAAUAAUUAUUACAUAUAUUUAUUUUAUUUUAUUUUAUUUUUUGUUGUAU